This is a messenger RNA of Colletotrichum siamense, 1131 nucleotides long. RefSeq names its product Spore development regulator vosA (gene vosA). The transcript is spliced from 2 exons. The coding region runs from base 1 to 1131 and encodes 376 amino acids. NCBI's taxonomy places the organism in Eukaryota, Fungi, Ascomycota, Sordariomycetes, Glomerellales, Glomerellaceae. The record is from RefSeq and is a predicted model, not a curated record.
AUGUCGAGCCAGUUCUACAACUACAGCCAGUCCAUCCCACCAAGGCCAUUCCAAGGUGAUCAAACCAUGUCUCAACCAACGCUUGGCCACAAUGGAAGCGCGCCAAAGCCGAACCUGUGGCUGCGCAUGGUGCAACAACCGCUUAAUGCGAAAGUUGCUGGCGGCAAGGAUAAAGAUACCAAGCCCAUCGAUCCUCCACCCGUUGUCGAGUUGUGCGUCAACAAGAACAAUUGGGACUGGAGCAGAUAUGGAAAUCCCGAGGCCGUCGUCCACAACCCUCACCUCUUUCUCACGUGCGAAUUGGUCAGCGUCGAUUCUAAAGACAACGACAAGAAGGAAAAGACGGAUCUCUCCAAGGCCCUUCAAGGGGUGACAGUGUCUUCUUUGCACAAAGUCAAAGACCAGCAUGGCAGCGAUGCGGCUUAUUUCGUUUUCGGCAACCUUUCCGUCAAAGUGCAGGGGACCUUCCAAUUACAUUUUAUCCUCUACGAGAUUUUCAACGGGGAGGUUUGUUUUGAAUGGGCCGAAGUCCUGUCGGAGCCGUUCGAAGUCCAUUCGCCGCGGAGUUUCCCGGGAUUGGCGCAGAGCACGACAUUGACCAAGACUCUCAGCGACCAAGGGAUCAGGGUACGCAUUAGAAAGGAUUCGCACAAGGUCCGCACUGCAGCAGAUACCGCGAGGUUUGCGCAGGCCGUCACUCAGAAACGAAGAUUCCACGAGGACUCCCAACCGACCGUCGUCAAACGACACCGCGGCGAAGCAGCCUCAGUCAUGCCGCUCCAGAUGCCGCUCCAACAAGCAAACAACUACGUUACUUCGGGGGGCUCGCAGCAUAGCCCGUUUGAUAUGGCACAGGUUCAGCAACAGUAUGCCAUGGCACCGACAUCCUUGGCCAGCUACCCUCUUACGCCAGCAGCUACGGUAACACAAAGCCCGCCACUCUGGUCGAACCCAAACACUCUGACGCCGAACUCGGCCGGUGGUUUGACGCAAAGUCCGCCGCUCAUGUCGGAUCCAUACGAAAGCAUGAUGAGGAUGGGGGACAGGGAGGCGUCCUGGAAUGCGCAUGCAAUGUACAGGCCCACAUCGCAGAUGGGCUACCGAUACCCGCCCCAAAACAACGUCAACUAG